This is a messenger RNA of Hyposmocoma kahamanoa, 3092 nucleotides long. Its product is annotated as oxysterol-binding protein-related protein 3-like. Lineage: Eukaryota; Metazoa; Arthropoda; Insecta; Lepidoptera; Cosmopterigidae. Gene Ontology annotation, molecular function: cholesterol binding. The record is from RefSeq and is a predicted model, not a curated record. The transcript is spliced from 24 exons. Bases 44 to 2959 code for a protein of 971 amino acids. Gene Ontology annotation, cellular component: intracellular membrane-bounded organelle; cytosol; perinuclear endoplasmic reticulum.
CGACAUAAGAUGGUUACUACUCGGCCCUUGUAGCGAGAAGAAGAUGUCGACGCAGGGCGGGUUGAAACACGCCUCCACCGAGCCGUCGCGACUCGAUAAACGGGAGCGACGGCGCGGUGCUGGUGGCCGAGCAGCCGCUCUACGACGCGCGCCGUCCGAUUCGGACUGCUCGGGCGAGACUGCGUCUCUGUCCGCCGAUAGCGGCGACCGCGUACGCCCCGCACCGCCACCGCCACGCACCACCAAGACACGAAGUCGGCGGCGAGGUAGUGAAUGGGAGGUUCUGGAGGGUCUGAAAGACGGGCAGCGCUUCGACCGGCGGCCCGAGGUGUUCAACGGAUAUCUCCACAAGAAGCGCAAGUGGCCACUGAAAGGAUGGCACAAGCGUUUCUUCGUAGUUGACGGCGGUAUUCUAGUUUACGCCAGAUCACCAACAGAUGUAGCACGGGGUCGGCUACACGGAUCUGUGGACGUCGGUCUGUCCGUCAUUUCAGCUAAGGCGCGGCGUCGACGUAUAGAUAUUGAUGCAGAUGAGUUCAUAUAUCACCUGAGAGCAAAAACGCCAGACGUCUUUCGCACAUGGCUCAAUGUUCUGAAAGCGCAUCGAUUAUACCGUCAACAUCUGCUCACUUUUGGAGCGCGGGAGUCAGUACCGAAAAUCCACGCGCCACUCGAAGAUCUGCCGCCAACAGAUAACUCGUCGCGCCUGAUUAGUCCUACCUCGCCGCCGCUGCGCGGGCCACAGGCCGGCUUCGUGUCUGGUACGCCUGGCGGACGCCUGGCCGGCUGGAUUAUAGAAUCGGGUGGUCCACUAGAAAACGCGUCACGCGAGUUGGGGCAGGCCCAAUUGUCGGUACAGCAACUGCAGAGGCUGUUAGAUGCAUUGGAACUACAACAUCAGGCGCAUCAUGAUACUGAUGUAUCCCUGGAAGGUGCGUCACCAAACGUCAAAAAAGAUAGACGCAAAUUCGGACUCCGCAAGAAGAAGUCUAACAGCAAAUGCGCCUCAGUAGAGCUCGCUCCACCUCAACACAUCGACGCGUCCAGCUCGCACAUGGCUCUGUCAACUUUAACUGCACCCCCCUCACCAGGCGGGGGUGCCUCCUCAGUUCCCAACUCUGCUUCCUCUCUGCCCAUAGCGUUUCUAUCUACUUUUCUGGCCUCUACUUUAGUUCCAUGUGCCGCUGCGAGGCCACAAUCACUACCCGGUGCAGAGUCGUUAGGCGCAGCGGCUGGACCUGCUUCUCUGACCAGCUUAACACCUGACCAGCAACUCAGGGAGGACUUCACCAUAUUGGCUAAAGAUCUGCUUGCUACAUUGAAGGGCGUUGUUGCUACAUUAGUAUGCGAACGCGGGCGCCUUCGAGCGGCAAUGGAGGCGGCGGAAACGACCGCGUCGCCAACCGGCGCCGUUGUCUCCGCUCUCCGGACAAACCUUACAUCCGCGUUACAACAGAACUCAGAGCUGCGGUCGCGACUCUCGCGCAUACACGACGCGUCCGAUCUCGCCGAGGUAUCCUCUGUCAACAACUCCGAUCCGGUGAGUGCUGUGAACAGACAUCUCCAGCAAUCGCUGAGCUAUAGCUCUUCAUGCGUGUCGGCGUCAGAGUUUUUCGACGCGGAAGAACACGACAACGAUUUAAAACAAGCCGACAUACUAGCCGGAGAUGAGGCGGGCGUAAUAGAGUUAGAUGGCGACUCCUCGUCGGAAGCGGGGUCUCUGAGCAGCGAGGAAGGCUCCGCCAGCUCUGACAACUCCGAUGGCGCUUUGCUAUCGGCGGAGCCAGUGACGCUGACGCAGAACGGCGUGGAGUCGCGGCCCGCGUCGUGCUGGACGCGGCGCACGGCGCUGCCCUCGCCGCGGCCCACGCCGGGGGGGCCCUCGCUGUGGAACCUGCUCUACAAGAACAUCGGAAAGGACCUCAGCCAGAUCUCCAUGCCGGUCACCAUUAACGAGCCCCUCAACAUGCUUCAGCGGCUGUGCGAGGAGCUGGAGUACUCGGAGCUGCUGGACGCGGCGGCCGAGUGCCGCAGCGCCGUGGAGCGCAUGGCGCUGGUGGCCGCCUUCGCCGUCAGCGCCUACGCCGCGUCCGCGCACCGCGCCGCCUCCAAGCCCUUCAACCCUUUGCUCGCCGAGACCUACGAGUGCGUGCGCGACGACCGCGGCUUCCGCUUCGUCGCCGAGCAGGUUUCCCACCACCCCCCAAUCUCAGCCUGCCACGCAGAAUCCCCCCGUUGGAUCUUCUGGCAAGAAGCUCGCAUCAAAACCAAGUUCUGGGGCAAAUCCAUGGAGUUCCAGCCCACUGGGCGGGUGCAUGUACGCCUGUUAAACACUGGCGAUCAUUACAGCUGGAAUAAGGUGACAACAUGCGUGCAUAAUCUUUUCGGUGGACAACGAUGGGUGGAUCAGUAUGGCGACAUGCACAUCACUUGCCACGGGACAGAUAUCACAUGCAAACUUAAUUUUAUUAAGGCGAGCUCGUGGUCGAGUAGUCGCCACGAAAUCCGUGGUGCAGUCACAGAUAGCAGUACCGGGACUCGACUACGGCUUCAAGGGCGAUGGUCGGAAGCACUGUAUGCGGGAGAUCCACCUGCAGCGAGGUGCCUCUGGAGACCAGGAGCAAUGCCGCCCGAGCACGAGCUGUACUACGGCUUCACCCGCUUCGCGAUGGAGCUCAACGAGCUGGAACCCGGCAUGCGCGAGCUGCUGCCGUCCACCGACACCAGGCUCAGGCCCGACCAACGCGCGCUCGAAGAAGGGGACGUGGACGCCGCGGAGCAGUUUAAGCAUGAACUGGAACAGGCUCAGCGCGAACGAAGGAGGGACAGCCCCGAACACACACCUGCUUGGUUCCGCAAAAUGCGCGAAGACGGCGAGGAGACAUGGAUGUUCACGGGCGAGUAUUGGUCUGCCCGGGAGUCGGGCUUCCCCAAGCUGCGCGCGCCCAGGAUCUGGUGACUGCGGCGAUGGCUCUUCAUACACCGUAAACCCGCAUGCGAGGUGCUCUGCUAGGUUGUGCGUCGCUUCCGCUUAACGCGUAGCUUUAGCCUUUACUCUACUACUUAUUACGAUACCUAUACUGUGCUCCAAA